Eurytemora carolleeae is the source of this 831-nucleotide messenger RNA. RefSeq names its product frizzled-10. The coding region runs from base 100 to 831 and encodes 243 amino acids. The record is from RefSeq and is a predicted model, not a curated record. Gene Ontology annotation, cellular component: plasma membrane. Gene Ontology annotation, molecular function: Wnt-protein binding; Wnt receptor activity. Gene Ontology annotation, biological process: canonical Wnt signaling pathway; non-canonical Wnt signaling pathway. NCBI's taxonomy places the organism in Eukaryota, Metazoa, Arthropoda, Copepoda, Calanoida, Temoridae. The transcript has 9 exons.
GCGUUGAACUCUCUUCAGGCGAAUCCUGAUCUUAUUCAACGAGUUAAAGAAUUCAGUAUAGGAAAACCUGAACUUACGAAGUUUGACCCCUACUUAAAGAUGCUACUGGAGACCAGCAUGCAUAACAUGAAACCGGCACAGGGUUUCUCCGGUAGCUGUGCUGGACUAAGCUUCCCUUUAAACCAUCAUUAUCUGAAUAGAACAGCACAGUGUAUUCCUAAAUGUGGAACAGAUGUCCUCUUUGCCAAGGAGGAUAAGAAGUUUGCUGAGAUCUGGUUAGCUGUCUGGUCAAUCCUGUGCUUCCUCACCACCCUCUUCACCUUGGGCACCUACAUACUAGAUACAACCAGAUUUAAGUACCCUGAAAAAUGUAUUGUGUUUCUAAAUCUCUCCUAUAACAUUCUAAGUACUGGAUAUCUUCUCCGUUUGAUGGUGGGCGUUUCUGGAGUAUCCUGCACCAGUAUACAGGGGGAACCUAGUCUGGUGGUUAGACAGGGAUUGAGUCCGACCCCAGCCUGUACAAUUAUCUUUAUCCUGGUGUACUUCUCGAGUCUAGCUGCAGCUGUCUGGUGGACCAUAACAACAGCUACUUGGACAAUUGUCGUCUUCUCAUCACUAGAUGUCAAGUUGCUUGAGGUGAAAUCUCCAUUGUUUCAUUUAAUUGGUUGGGGGAUUCCAGCAGCACUUACUAUUUCUUCAUUAGUUCUACAUCAGACGAGGGCAGUCUGCACAACAAUAUCAACAACAACUUCAACAACACACAGAGCUUCAACAGCAACAGGUUCACCUGCUCCAACAGCACACAGAGCUUCCAAGUGGAUUCAGAAAUGA